Messenger RNA from Arachis duranensis, 495 nucleotides. Its product is annotated as CASP-like protein 1C2. Lineage: Eukaryota; Viridiplantae; Streptophyta; Magnoliopsida; Fabales; Fabaceae. Bases 1 to 495 code for a protein of 164 amino acids. The record is from RefSeq and is a predicted model, not a curated record. The transcript has 3 exons.
AUGCAAAGUAAUACUACCAACUUUGGUAGGUGUAUGAGGGGUUUUGCGGCGGUUGCUACUCUCACCGCCGCUAGUGUUAUGCUCAGUGCACAUCAAACCGCCACUUAUACUGAUUCUUCUGUUCUUGUCACCUUUGGCGACAUACCAUCCUAUUGGUGCUUUAUAUUUGCAAAUUAUCUAAUUUCUGCUUAUGGCACUUUGCUAGUCUUUCUUCCAAGGAAGAGUCAGUUAUGGCAAUUAGUAGUUGCUUUAGAUUCGGUUUUGGUUGUGAUACUGUCCUCAAGUUGCUCAGCAGCAUUGGCAGUUGGUAUCAUAGAAAGGAAUGGCAUCCCUCAUGCACGUUGGGAGUCAAUAUAUCACCAAGUUCCUUCUUAUUGUGCCCGAAUCCUCUCUGCAUGUGGCAUUGGCUUUGUUGGCGUAGUAAUCUACCUCCUGCUCCUUUUGCUAGCUCUUCAAGCUGAAUUCAAUUCCAUUCUUAUUGAUAUCACAUUAUAA